ACAGGCACACAUGCACAUCACUGUGACCAGAGUUUGCCUUGCCUCCUGUGGGCCUUAGAUCAGGCAAAAGCCAUGUCAAAAGCCUCGUCCGAGGGCCAGGCGACAGAGUCUUCCGAUGCAGAUAGCUUCGAGUGUUACGACCCGAUGGCCUGCGCAAAAGCCACGAAGGAGAAGAAGCGGCGUGGGCGAAAAACUCCUUCAGCAGGGUGUCUAGCUGUCGUGGAUUGCAUGUGCAAGAAAACGGACCUCUUUGCGAAACAAUGGACAGAGCUACAGAGGCUCAUUGCAAAUUCCGAGAAUGCACGUAGAUUGUCAGAGGAGAUCAAGGUUUUCUAUGGCCAGAUGGACCAGAAAGCAGACAGGAAGAGACAGGAACUGCAGGAACUAGACCAAGCCCAUCCUCCACACGAAAAGGAAAAUGCAGCAGGUGUGAAAGCCACCUUAAAAGAGAAAGAAGAUUUGCAAAAAAGCCUGGUUCUGACUAUACGGAAGAUUUGCGAAUGUGCCAAAGGUGUAUCAGAUGAAGAUGAUGAAGAGAAAUGUAGGCGUGCUGCAGAGUUUGUCGAAGAGGUACUUAGCGAGUUCAAACGGAUGCACUUCGCAGCCUUGGCCUUUGUGCAAAGGUGCUUUCUUUAUGCAUGUCCAAAACUCUGGAGCGACAGGGAAGCAGUCAUGGCAGCGGUCCAACAAGAUGGCCUUGCACUGCAAAUGGCUCCCGGCGAACUCAAAAACAACCAGGAGGUCGUGAUCGCAGCGGUGAGAAACAACAGCCUUGCGUGGCAAUUUGCUUCGAAUGAGCUCCUGAGUGACGUGGAGGUUGAGAUGGCAGUCCACGACAAUGACGUCCAGUCACUGGAAAAUUCACCCGAGUGGUUUUUCACGAAUACUCUGCAGUCCAACGACAUGCGCUUCGCCAUAGAUAUCCAUCGCAACCAUGUUGAUCUUUGCAACUCGACUUCCUUGGCUGAGCUGCUGGACAAGUCCUCGAAUCUGGAGCAGGCGUUGAAGCUGCUUGAGGAAAUGGAAAAGUCUGCUGAAGGCGAUCCCAGGCUCCAGACAAGGAGACAGCAGCAAGGAGACGAUCCGUAUUCCUUGAAGGAGUUGAUAGCGUCGAAAAGGAAGCAGAUUGACAUCCAUCUCAAGCAAGUGGACAACAAGUUCAAGGAUUCCAUCAAUGAACUUGAAAGGCUUCAAAGCCAACUUGCUCCGUAUCUCCGGGAGGAGCAAAUACAGCAAAGCCGGGAACAAGCAACACGCCAACUGAAAGCUCUUUGGCAAAACAAGAUGAAUCCAAUUCGGCCGACACCUCAUCGUGAUUUCACGAUAAGUACCCAAUACCUCAGACACGCAGUACAAGAGUCGACAAAAUCGAUGGUGGAGGCAGGUCACUGGGAGGAGAACCGUGUGGAGGAGAUAUUCACCGAAUUUCGCGGCAUUUGCAGACGCUUCCAAAGCCUACUUGAAGAGGACGCUCAUGCAAUUCCCGACUGCAGCUCUGAUCCGGUGGGAUUUCAGACAUAUCCAUAUCUACAUUCAGGUGGCUUGAACUAUGAUGCAGCUGUACGACGCAUUUAAAAGGUCGCAUAGGUUCUUC
This is a messenger RNA of Cladocopium goreaui, 1594 nucleotides long. The record is from the annotation of a GenBank genome assembly. Lineage: Eukaryota; Dinophyceae; Suessiales; Symbiodiniaceae.